Molecule: messenger RNA, 1233 nt
Organism: Thermochaetoides thermophila DSM 1495
Lineage: Eukaryota; Fungi; Ascomycota; Sordariomycetes; Sordariales; Chaetomiaceae
Exons: 1
Coding region: 1-1233 (410 amino acids)
Source: RefSeq, a predicted model, not a curated record
AUGAGCAGAAGCGUUAGAUUCCGCCGCGACUCCCACUCUGGUGGGUCGCACUACGACCAUCAACGAAGCGAUUCGGGAGUCGGCUCCUUCAGCGAUUGUGAGAGCCGUUCUUCCAACCCUGACCGCGACUAUCUUGUCCCCGCUACCUACGACGACAAGAGGAUGUACGACCAUGAUUUGAUGGCCACGCUCGAGAACAUGCGUCUCGAGCGAGAUGAGGCCAUUUACAAGUAUGAUAAGAUUUAUCAGGAGCGCAACGAUAUUCUUCAGGAGCGCAACAAGCUUGCCGCCAAGGUUUCCGAGCUCGAGAAUGCCCUCAGCCAGAUUCGCAAAGAGUUGGAGCAAGCCAAGGCUCACACUCGUGCCUUGAUCAACGAGAAUGAGAAUCUUGGCUCCGAGAGGGAUAGCCUAAAGCAGGAGAAGGAGUCCCUGAUCAAGACAAACAAGGAGCUUACCGAGCAGAAUGCUCAGCUUCAGGAGAAUCUCAAGGAGCUGAAGAAGGCCAAUCGCAAGAGCGUCAGCAACAACACCAACAGCAGCGGCAGCAACAACAGCGGAGACAACUCUUCUCAAGCAUCAGGCAGCGUUACUACCACCGAGUCCUCUGACGACAAGAAGCUGCGUCGCAGCGCAAGCAAGAAGCAUAAGGAGCCAUCCGAGAAGGCCGAUAAAGAGAAACGCCGCGACGAGACCCGCGAGAAGGAGCGCGAUCGUGACGAGAAGCGGGACAAGGAACGCGAAAAGGAACGGGAGCGCGAGAAAGAACGUGAGAAGGAGCGCGCUCGGGCCGAGCGGGCCGAGCGGGAGCGGCGUAAGGAGAAGGAGCGUCUCGAGAAAGAAGAGACGGAACGGCUUCGCAAGCGGUUUGACGCCCGCUCUGCUGACGACAGCGACGCAAAGAGUAGCAGCACUACAGCCAAGCCACGCAUGCGUCGGGACAGCUACAUUGAGCCCCUCGGCCAUGGCGCCCCUCGUCCCCAGAUCGCCGUGGUGCCAGUGGCAGCACCGGCACCUCGUCAAUACCCCGCUUACACUACGACACCAGCAGCAGCUUAUCCUGCAGCCGCUGCCUAUCCUGCGCUCCGCGAGCCUUACACCGGCACCGCACCUCGGUCUCUGCACCCCACCGUCUUCGUUGCCGAUGAUUUCAACACGUAUGGCGUCGUUGACGAGGAGGACAUGGCCUACCAUCAGCCACACCCGGUGACUCGGCCCGCUCGCCAUCCACGAUGA